Molecule: messenger RNA, 782 nt
Organism: Xenopus laevis (African clawed frog)
Lineage: Eukaryota; Metazoa; Chordata; Amphibia; Anura; Pipidae
Gene: psmb2.S
Product: proteasome subunit beta 2 S homeolog
Biological process (GO): proteasomal protein catabolic process; protein catabolic process
Cellular component (GO): nucleus; cytoplasm; proteasome core complex
Source: RefSeq, marked predicted
CGUCCCGAGGCCGUAAUUAGAGACCAAUAACCGGGAGGAAAGAACUGCCGCGGCUAUGGAAUAUUUGAUAGGUAUUCAGGGCAAUGACUUCGUACUUGUGGCUGCGGACACCGUGUGUGCCAACAGCAUCAUUCAGAUGAAGCACGAUAUGGACAAAAUGUUUAAAAUGAGUGAGAAGAUCCUGCUGUUGUGUGUAGGAGAGGCAGGUGACACAGUCCAGUUUGCAGAGUAUAUUCAAAAAAAUGUGCAGUUGUACAAAAUGAGGAAUGGUUAUGAAUUGUCUCCUACUGCAGCUGCAAACUUCACACGUAGAAAUCUGGCUGACUACCUUCGCAGCAGGACUCCUUACCAUGUCAAUCUUCUGCUUGCUGGCUAUGAUGAACAUGAUGGACCAUCAUUGUAUUACAUGGAUUACCUGUCCGCUCUAGCUAAAACACGUUUCGCUGCACAUGGCUACGGAGCUUACCUAACCCUCAGCAUUCUGGAUCGCUACUACAAACCAGACUUGACAAGAGAGGAUGCAGUAGAACUUCUAAAGAAAUGUAUAUCCGAGCUCCAGAAGCGCUUCAUCCUAAACCUGCCUUCAUUCACAGUGCGGGUCAUUGAUAAGGAUGGGAUCCAUGACUUGGACAGCAUUCCUGCUUCGAGCCUUUAACCUCACCUCGCCCUGAUUGGCCUCUGUUUUUUUUGUUUUUUUUAUAUAUUAAGGUUGAUUUGUACCACUGUAUGAAACUUGCACAAAUAAAUUACCCUGUGCAUUAGUAUGUGGGACUCAUGGGAAA